AUGAAUGCCUCGGAGCCAGUAGGAAAAGUGAAACCAAAACUGCGGAGAAGGGAACAAUGGGCCAAAAAGUUGGAUUUUCUGAUGGCGUGUAUUGGAUUCUCUGUAGGACUCGGGAACGUCUGGAGAUUCCCCUUUCUCUGUUACAAAAAUGGAGGCGGCGCUUUCUUGGUUCCAUACUUCAUCGCUGUCUUCCUUGGAGGUAUCCCGAUGUUUUUUCUAGAAGUGGCCAUCGGUCAGUUCAUGAGUGAAGGAGGCAUCGGGCCAUGGAAGAUAGCGCCACUUUUCAAAGGUAUAGGCUACGCCUCUGCAGUCAUAGUCUUUCUUCUCAACUGUGAAUAUAUCAUUAUACUCACCUGGGCCUUCUACUACCUAUUUGCUUCUUUCACGUCCACACUACCCUGGUCCCACUGUGAGAAUGACUGGAACACGCCAAACUGCACCACCUCCAAUUAUGCGAGUAUUGUCUCUUCUUUGGGCCUAAACGUCAGCGGCGGGAGCGCCCCGAGCCUUCAUCUGUUCUCAAACACGACGUGGCCACAACAACGUGCAUUACAAAACGAAGCUAGUAACAUUAACGCCAGCUUGCUCAGGCAUCUUGUUUCUGAUCCAGUCACAGAGUUCUGGGAACGCAAAGUUCUGGCCCUGUCACCUGGAAUAGAUCACCCCGGACCAAUCAAAUGGGACCUGGCACUUUGUCUUCUGCUUGCUUGGAUCGUGGUCUAUGUUUGUAUUUGUAAAGGGAUCAAGUCAUCUGGAAGGAUUAUGUAUGUGACUGCUACCAGCCCUUACAUCUUUAUGUUCAUACUACUAGUCAGAGGCGUCACUUUAGAAGGGUCUUCCAACGGUUUAGAUUUUUACCUCAACCCCAAAUGGGAGAGGUUGAAAGAUGCCCAGGUUUGGGUGGAUGCUGGAACUCAGAUUUUCUUCUCUUAUUCCAUCGCAUUAGGAGCUCUGACAGCUUUAGGCAGCUACAACAAGUUUCACCACAACUGUCUAAGAGACAGUCUUCUGUUUGCUUUAAUCAACACCUUCACCAGUCUUCUUGCUGGCUUUGUCAUUUUCUCUAUCCUUGGCUUCAUGGCUCACAGACAAGGUGUCUCUGUUGAAGAUGUGGCUGAAUCAGGGCCAGGUCUUGCUUUUAUUGCAUAUCCUGAGGCUGUUUCCCAGAUGCCCAUUGCACCUUUGUGGUCAGCGCUCUUCUUCAUUAUGUUGUUAUUACUUGGACUUGAUAGUCAGUUUGUUGGUGUUGAAGGAUUUAUAACAGCCUGUGUUGAUCUCUAUCCCAACAUCCUCAGACGUGGUUAUCGCAAAGAGUAUUUCACAGGGGCUGUCUGUGUUGUCUGCUUCUUGAUAGGACUGUCCAUGGUCACAGAGGGUGGUAUGUAUUUAUUCCAACUGUUUGAUUACUAUUCUGCUAGUAGGAUAGUAAUGGUAGUAGCUGUUACAGAAAGUCUUGUUGUUGCUUAUGUCUAUGGAAUAAACAGAUUCAGUGAUAAUCUUGUCAUUAUGUUUGGAUUCCAAAGCAAGACUUUUAUUGUUAUUUUUCGAUGGGCCUUAAAGAUCUUUUGGUGCUUUUUAAGUCCCUUUUUUACAUUGUCAGUAUUUAUUCUUGGAUGUGUUCGUUACUCUGAAGUCAGUUAUAAGAGAAAGUUCAUGACUUACGAGUACCCACCUUGGGCUAUUGGCAUAGGAUGGCUUCUUGCCCUGAUCAGUGUUGUUCUGAUACCUGUCUUCAUGAUUCAGGGACUGAUCAUAACUCCAGGAACACUAAAAGAGCGUUGGAGAAUUUUGACAACACCACAUUUGAAAAAGCACCAGCUGAGGCCAAAUGAAGACAUGUCUAAAGUUAUCCUUUGUCCUGAUGAGGAUGAUAAACCAAAGAAUAUUGAAGAAGAAAAGCAUAAACUGAAUGAUCAAUUAAUGUCCACGUCACUAAUAGAUGAAACAAAUAAUGAAAUCAAUGGACAUCUAUGACCAAAAACUAAUUUUAUUGCGUGCAUGAAGUUGACAGUGGUGCUGAACCUUUGAUUGUAAUAUUUUUAUUGUUGUAGUUGGUAGAUAACAUUAUUUUACACAAAUAUUAUUUAUUCAGUUUGUUAACUUUGACACAGAUAUCAAAAUAUGUGUAGAAGAUUAUUGUAUUAUUAUCUUAUCUUAUCUUAUAUAAUACAGACGUUACUUCAAAAAAGAAGAUGAUUACGUCCUACGCGUCAUGCAUUUAGUCAUGCAUAUUAACCAAUGACUUAAAUUUAAAUUAUUGGCAGCUUGGACUGCCUUAAAGAUAUAGAGAGUUAAAUUAAGCUCACCUCUUACAGAAAUGUUCAAAAAUUUACAGUCUAAAAUAAGAAUUAAAAGAAAUGUUGUUUAUCCAUGCUCAUUUUGAGAAUGAGGAUACUAAAAUUAAAAAAAAAGUGUGUUUUCAAAGUAAACAUUUCCCUUUUUAACAAUGGCAAAUUAAAUACAACAAUUAAAAAAAUGUCAGCUUUUUAAAAUAAUAGUGAAUCAACAUUCCACUAAAUCAUGUUGGCCACUUACAAGUAGUCUAAGCUUUAAUUACUUUCAUAGAAGUGUUAUCUGAUCAAUUUAUGAAAGCCAUAAUCUGAUACUGUUUGUCAUUUGUUCUUUAAAAAAAAAGUACUAAAAUAGUCUUAUUAGUAUGUACAUUUUAUAGUUAGUAAUGGUGCUAACAAAGAAACAUGAUCUAUAUUUCUGUACUAGUCUCAGACCAUGCCAUGCAUUUACCUGGUUGUUUUAAACUAUAAACCUCAUAGAAUAUAAUCAAUGUGUAUAUAUAUAUUGUAGAAACAAAAAAAAAAUAUGAUAAUGUUGAAAGAAAACCAGAACAAUGAAAGUUGUCUGGAAGCAUAUCAACUAUUCUAUUUGUUUUAAUUUACUUUGUCAGAUAUUGUGUUUUUUUAGUUUAUAUUUCUCUUCCCCAAACCUUUUAGCUUAAUUUAAAUUUAUUGAUUAUGACAAUUUUAUAUUAGAAGCUUUAAUUAUUUAUUUAUUAUUUUUCUCCAACAUAUCAGUUGACCAGUAUUGUAUUGCUAAGACAUAAAUAUUGAACACAUUGUCCAGUUAAUAGAUGUCUACAUAUCAGACCUCUAGUGGUAUAUUCUACAUAUCACGUGCUUGUUCAUAUGGACUGUUAUGACAAUGGUCCCAAGUUUGAGCCAUACAUGCCUUUAUCCCCUGCUGUCCUGUAGGAGGUUUAGGGGUAGGAAGUAAGCUCCUCAUUUCUGUAGGAAAGUAUAAAGCAUAUGAAAAGAAACAAAACAAACCUUUAGUCCUGUACUCUGAAGAUCUACGUAUCAGACCACUAUUCCUAUGCACUUAUGGCUGGAAUAGUGAAGGGAUAAAAAAAAACGUGUCAAACAGUACUCAUGAUAUUUAACUUUUUUAGCUUCCCAAUCUUAGUUUUAAUGUUAUCUUGUUCAAGGCUUUAGUUGGAUUAGCUUUAGUCAAUCUCUUAAUGGACAAGCUCAUUCGGAAGGAAUAUUGAAUCCUUUACACACACAUCGUGUAUUAUAUUUCUAUUUGUUUAACUGUGGUCUCAAUCUACUCAAAGCUCAGGUCUCGCUGUUCGAGUUUAUGCGCAUUGGUUGUGAAAGUAUCGAAAGGGGUGCAGCACUCUGUAAAUGAUCCGCUCUUACAAGUCUAAGGCCUAUAUUCCAAUUUAGAGCUUAGCGCAUAUCAUGUUUUAUUGGAAAUUCAGGGCGAAUUUAAAAAUAAGCAACAAAAGCUAUAGUUUAGGGCCUCCAAGAAAUAUUUAGAACUGACUGAUAAUUACCGGACUUAUAUUGAGUCCCAUAUCUAAAAUAGCCUUAGGCCCUUUUUAGCAUUAAUACGGCAUAACAUUGUAGCUUUCGGCAUAGGAAUGUAGAGAUUGAACAAAUAUGCAUAUAUUGUGAAACGUUAUUUUUACUUAUCGGACAUUUUGUCUUUACAUGAAAUCAUUUAAUAAAAAAAAUAUUUACACAGUUGAAUUACGGAAUAUCUAUGUAUAUUUCUCUUUAUUCUCCUUACAAAACCUAUAUCAUCUCACUCUGUCUGUCUGGUAAAACGUGUGUACAUGCUAUUUCUCCCACAACCAAUCUCGAGUCAAGCUGAAAUUUUGCACAAAUAUUUUUAUUACCUGACAAAACAAGAUUUUUUUUUUAAAGUUGAAUUUGUCCCCUUUAUACUUUGUAGAGAGAAAAGUUUGAAACUAUCAAUAGAUAACAAUAAAACCUUCUAUUUUUAUGAGCACUUCCCCUGGCACAGUUAUCUCGGCAUCUACUAGCACGAGGAGGCUUUAGCCCUCUAGUAGAGUUCAAGACGUUCACCUUUUUUUAUGUUGUAUAAAUAGGCCUCUAUUUAAAAAGCGAUCAGCCAAUGUCUUCCACUCCUAUCCAACUGGUUCAGAGACAAGUGAAAGGAUCAUAGCUAAUGGAGAAAGUUAAACGCAUUGCACUAAACAAAAACAAUUGGUACAAAUAUGUGUAAUCGCACAAUUACAAAUUUAAUUACAUGACUGAUCCAAACUAAUUUAUACAACUACGCUUAAUAUUAGCUUUGUUUUUUGUUUUUUUUAAGUAUUAUAUAUGUUUCUCUUGUUUUCUGCAUUAAAUUUAAAGCGUUUAUUUCUUUCAA
Messenger RNA from Biomphalaria glabrata, 4632 nucleotides. RefSeq names its product sodium- and chloride-dependent taurine transporter-like. The record is from RefSeq and is a predicted model, not a curated record. Bases 1 to 1974 code for a protein of 657 amino acids. Gene Ontology annotation, cellular component: membrane. Gene Ontology annotation, biological process: sodium ion transmembrane transport. Lineage: Eukaryota; Metazoa; Mollusca; Gastropoda; Planorbidae. The transcript has 13 exons.